AGAUGGGCGAUGAAGUAAAAGAGGCGCAACCUUCCUUCGUGUACCAGCCGAAGCGCAAAGUAUGGGACAUCAAGGAGAGGGUACAGUUCCCCGAGCUAUUCAGAAGCACUGAUUCAAUACACCCCAGCUACACUGGCUUUAUUCUCCCGUACGACGCAGUAUGCCGGCAGCGUUACCAUUUCAUGAAGCAGCAGCACCGGAAGCAGUUCUGCAAGGAGGUGCGCAGGAUGGAGAUGCUGCAGUCGACGGCGCUGGACGGCGUGCGGCUGCACAUGGUCUUCUGCAACUGCUUCUCGUACCCAGAGCCCAAGAAGGUGGUCAGCCCGCUCACCUCCAAGGAGCGCCUGCGCCUCGAGGACAUCAUGAAGCAGCGCAAGGGCUUCUUCUGCUAGCAAACUGCGUUUCCGGCCGACACCGAAAUCAACUCUCAUCCACAAUUAAAAGGAGAAUGUCA
Molecule: messenger RNA, 454 nt
Organism: Schistocerca serialis cubense
Lineage: Eukaryota; Metazoa; Arthropoda; Insecta; Orthoptera; Acrididae
Exons: 2
Coding region: 3-392 (129 amino acids)
Source: RefSeq, a predicted model, not a curated record